Molecule: messenger RNA, 6705 nt
Organism: Penicillium manginii
Lineage: Eukaryota; Fungi; Ascomycota; Eurotiomycetes; Eurotiales; Aspergillaceae
Gene: ftmA
Product: nonribosomal peptide synthetase ftmA
Exons: 1
Coding region: 1-6705 (2234 amino acids)
Biological process (GO): amino acid activation for nonribosomal peptide biosynthetic process; secondary metabolite biosynthetic process
Cellular component (GO): cytoplasm
Molecular function (GO): phosphopantetheine binding; catalytic activity
Source: RefSeq, a predicted model, not a curated record
AUGAUUUUGGAGGUCGAUGGGCUGGUCAUGAGCCUGGGCUACUGGGCAACAAAAGUCGGUAGCCUCCAGGCAAGGAGCAUGGCAGCCGCUGUGAGCAGAGUCAUGAAUGCUCUGUUAGAGCAACCAUUGAUGGCCAUAGGGAAUCUUGACCUGUGUGAUGAAGAUGACAUUGAUAUUCUUCAGAAGUGGAACAAUUUUAAAACUACACUGCAAGAAGAGUGUGUUCAUGACCUGAUAUCCAAGCAGGCUGUGGAUAAUCCCAACAGUGUGGCCGUUAAUGCCUGGGAUGGCCAGUUUACUUACAAUGACUUGGACCGUCUCUCGUCAAAUCUGGCAGUCCAUUUACAGGGAAUGGGUAUCAUUCCUGAGACCUAUGUUGCUUUAUGCUUUGAAAAAUCAAAGUGGCUUGUUGUUUCCCUACUUGCCGUUAUCAAGGCUGGAGCGGCAUAUGUUGUGAUUGAGCCAUAUUAUCCCCUUAAGCGCAUGAAAGAGAUCUGCAUUCAACUUCAAAUUAAUGUUCUUCUGGCCAGCUCAGAUUUGCUCCAUACGGCAAGCAAGCUAUCUGAUCAGGUCUUGGUCGUCAAAGAGGGUUCCGAAUACUUACAUGACGGCCGCAACGGUGAUGAGCAAAAAGCAGAGAUGUCCACUAACAACCCUCAUAAUGCACUCUACGUUGUGUUUUCCUCCGGAUCUACGGGCAAUCCAAAGGGAAUUGUAGUAGAGCAUUCUGCAUUCGUUAGUUGGGGUAUGAUGCUAAGACAAGCAAUUUUCUUGGAUAGCCAAUCUCGGGUGCUUCAAUUUUCGAGUUUCGCCUUUCUUAUAGCUCAUCGCGAUGUGCUGCUUACCCUCAUGCUUGGAGGCUGUGUCUGCAUGCCGUCUGAGUCACAGCGCCUCAACCAUCUCGAGACAUUUAUGACCGAAUACCAGGUCAACUGGGCCAACCUCACACCUUCAGUAGCUGCGUUACUCGACCCGGACAUGACACCUACCCUCGAGACCUUGCUCCUCACCAGUGAACCGAUGUCUCUUUCUAGCCUUACUACGUGGGAGGGCCGAGUAAACCUCAUCUUUGCGUAUGGCCAGGGGGAGAGUGUCAGUCUCUGCUGUGUGAGGCACAACCCAACAGUCGGUUCUGACCGUAAGAAUGUUGGUCAUAGGAUCGGCAGAUCAGUCUGGCUCGUUGAUCCCGAUGACCAUGAUAAGCUGGUCCCCGUGGGGGCUGUUGGAGAGUUAGUAAUUGAAGGGCCUGUACUGGCUCGUGGAUAUCUUGAUGCUGAGAGAACGGCACUCGCGUUUCUAGAUAAUGCGGCGUGGGUACGAAGGCUCAAGCCGGGUCAGAGAGGGCGGCUCUAUAAGACGGGAGAUCUGGCACAGUUUACCGAUGAUGGAUCAGUCCGAUAUCUCAGUCGAAAGGAUAACUCGACCAAGCUCUACGGACAGCGACUGGACAUUGAUGAGGUGGUACGCCACAUUCAGGGCUGUCUAGCAGGACUGUCCGACACGACAGUUCGCGAUGUGGUGGUAGACCUAUGCCACCCACCUAACUCCAAUGACAUCAAACUGGUGGCCUUUCUUGGAUUCAGCCGCACCUCGCCGAGUACAAGCGGUGAUGUUCUCUUGGGUCCAUUGGACCGAGCCUCCGCCUACCUCCAGCAAAUAAAGUCCCACUUGGCUGGCCUCGUUCCUCGUUACAUGAUUCCAGCUCUUGUCGUCACGGUCUCCCGCAUACCACUCAACCUGUCCGGUAAAACCGAUCGCCGACGGCUGCUCGAGCUUCUUUCUCGUAUGACGCCUUCUGAGUUGGAUUUAUCCAUGGGAUCCAAUGUCAGCCAUGAAGACCCGUGUACCGACCAGGAGCGGAGCCUGUGUUCACUUUGGUCACAGACCUUGAAGGUUGCUGAAUCGAGCAUCGGAAGACAUGACGACUUUUUCCAGCGGGGAGGUGACUCUCUGGCAGUGAUGAAACUAGUCUCAGCCGCACAUGCGGCCGGUCUUUCUUUGACAUUCGGUGAUGUUUUUGCAAACCCAUUGUUACUCGAUCAAGCAAACCUGAUGGGCUCGGGGCAGGAUCAGGAACAACGAAAUUACAUUUGUGCUCCGUUUGAAUUGAUCACAAAAAGUCGGAAGCAUGCUGUUAUUGUAGUGGCAGCCAGGGAAUGCGCAUUAUCAGAGUCACAGAUUGAGGACAUUUACCCAGCGACACCAAUUCAGGAGGGCCUCAUCGCACUUAACGCUCUACGGCCGGGGUCAUAUGUGUCGCAGCGAGUCUACAAAAUUGAAAGCGACGGUUUUAGUGUGUCCAGGUUCAAAGCAGCUUGGAAUGCCACCUUGGAUACGAAUCCACCCCUGCGAACCCGUUUCAUACGGUGCUCUGAUGACGGCUCAACUUAUCAGGUCGUUGUUCGUACCGAAUUUAAGCUUGACUCUCACAAUGACUUGGAAAAUUAUCUGGCACAGGACAGGGCCAGUCCAAUGAAUUUAGGAUCACCACUGGUACGGCUGUGCCUCAUUGCCAGCCCCAGAGGAGAGGUAAACCUUUGUGUUGUCACAAUGCAUCACUGCAUAUACGAUGCCUGGUCCAUGUCCGUGCUGUUGGACCAAGUUCAUGCCGUGUAUCAUGGAAACAUUUUGGACCCACAGCCCUUCAGCGGGUUUGUCAAAUAUGUUCAACAAUCGAACGAGAAUGCAUCGGAAUAUUGGAGAACCGAGAUGGCUGAUGUGCAGGCCGAACAAUUUCCAGCCUUGCCUUCUACAACACAUUACCUGAACACCACAGAAUCUGAGACCUUGGAUAUUCCCCUGCCUCCAAGGAACGCAACAGCAAAUAUUACACUCUCUACUUGUCUCCAGCUAGCAUGGGCAGUCACUUUGGCCAACUACACCCGCCUCGACGAUGUGGUAUUCGGGUUGACGGUUUCCGGAAGAGGAUCCCCAGUGCCAGGGAUUGACAAGAUGGCUGGGCCAACAAUCGCAACAUUUCCUUUGCGGGUUCAGUUGAGGCCAGCCUCAUCAAUCAACGAGGAGCUCCAGGCGUUGCAAAGUCGUGUAAUUUCAACAAUGCCAUUUGGUCAUUUCGGCAUGCAGAAUAUCAGUAGGGUUGGGGACGACGCUGCCAGAGCAUGCAGGUUUCAGAGUCUUCUGGUUAUCCAGCAGAGCCAGUCCACAUCCAAAAGGUCUGGGAUUCUCCGCAGCAUUGAGGGUCUUGGGAUUGCUGCACAGGCAACCUGGGAUACAUAUGCAUUAACAGUCCUGUGUACUCCUGCUGACGAUGACAUGAUUUAUCUGGAGGCUGUUUACGACGCAGCUGUAGUACCCAAGCCUCAGGUACAACGGACACUACAGGUCUUUGCCCAUGUCCUGAGCCAGAUAGCCUUGUUCCCAGACAGAAAAGUGGGUGGUAUCAAUUCUAUAAGCGCUGAAGACUUGCAUCAGCUCCAAGUUUGGAACAGCUCGGUGUCUCCGGCAGUGCUGAGGUGUGUCCACGACAUGAUCCACGACCAUUGUUUAUCUCAACCAGACGCAAUCGCAGUUGAUGCAUGGGAUGGCCAGCUUACUUACGGGCAACUAGAUCAGUGGUCUUCACUAGUUUCGGUGAUUCUAAGAGAGAAAGGACUACACCGAGACAUGUUUGUCCCCCUUUGCUUUGAAAAGUCGAAAUGGGUUGCCGUUGCCAUCCUAGCAGUCGCCAAAGGCGGCGGCGCGUUCAUUCUUCUGGAUCCCUCCCAUCCACCCCAGCGACUUGCGUGGAUAUGUAAUAAUGCGCACGCAACAAUGAUUCUGUGCUCCAAGGACUUUUCUGCCUUAGCAGCCCAGAUAUGUGACCGACAUGUGGUCCAGGUGGAUGAAGGAAUCAUCGGAGAGACCCAAACCGCUUCCCCGACAGCCUCAACACUCUAUCAAACGGAUCAGAUACUUCCCAGCAAUGCCAUCUGCGCCAUAUAUACCUCCGGGUCGUCAGGAACCCCGAAGGGAGCCGUCAUGGAGCACUCGGCCUUCGCCACUCAAAUUACCGCCCUUGGGCCGCGAUAUCAUCUAAAUCGACAAUCCCGUGUCUUCCAGUUUGCUUCCCACGCGUUUGAUGUGGCCGUUUCAGAUUACUUGUUCACUCUGGCCCUUGGCGGUUGUCUGUGUGUCCCCAAGGAAGCUGAAAGCCGGGACAGCCUAACUGGUGCCAUGAGAGACCUUAAGGCAAAUUGGACCUUUCUGACACCAUCUGUAGCUCGGACUCUGGAUCCCCGUGCUGUGCCAGAGUUAAAGCUCUUGGUAAUUGGUGGCGAGUCCGCCAAGCCAGUAGAUUUCACCAUCUGGUCAGGCGCGGUGAGACUUAUCUACGUGUACGGUCCUGCUGAAUGCACCAUCUACGCCACUCUACAGACCAACACCCUCCCUAAUGCAAAUCCCACGAAUAUUGGAUCCGGAGUGGCAGCCGCAUGCUGGCUGGUAGAUCCCAACGAUCCAGAGAAGCUCGUUCCCAUUGGGGCGGUUGGGGAGUUAUUGAUCGAGGGCCCGAUUGUUGGUCGUUGCUAUCUGGGGGAUGAAGAGCUCAGCAACUCGUCAUUCAUUUCUCCUCCAUCUUGGCUACGUGCUCUGCGGCCAGGUAAAUAUGGCAAGAGGCUCUAUAAAAGCGGAGACAUGUUGCGAUAUAGCCCGGUAGGAAACGGGUCGCUCGAAUUUGUCGGCCGAAGAGAUAAGCAAGUCAAGCUUCGCGGACAGAGAAUGGAGCUUGCAGAGAUCGAGCACCAGGUUACGCAAUCCUUUCCUAUGGCAACUGAUACCGUCGUGGAGCUAGUUAUACCUUCAGGCUUGGACACCCAGAAGUUGCUUGUUGCGUUCAUCUGGGACGGCGCCAAUAGUGCAGAACAACGCUCAAGUCCAAACACAGGCACGCUGCCUGAAACAAACCUCUUUGUCUCUCCAGAUAGAUCUUUCGAGCUCCGAUCUUCGAGCGCAGAACUGGCCUUACGGAAAAGUUUGCCUCCUUUCAUGGUCCCUUCAUUGUUCAUUCCACUAAAGAAAUUUCCACUUGGGCCUACCGGAAAGGUCAAUAGGCGUCUUAUAAAGGAACAAGCUUGUCUGCUCUCCCGAAAGGAGCUCAGUGUCUACCAGAGCUUUCAGACAUCCGAAAAGAUACCUCCAUCUAAUGAGUCAGAAAUUUGGAUACGCCAAGUCGUUUCUGACGUGCUUGGUCUAUGCUCCAAUGAAGUGGGGAUGAAUGACAACUUUUUCCACCUCGGCGGCGAUUCCAUCAGUUCUAUGGUUAUUUCUACACGCGCGACUGAGAAUGGUCUGAGACUGACAGCUGCACAUAUCUUGGCACAUCCACGCCUUCGCGAUAUGGCCAGUGUAGCCAUGUGUGAUAGCAUUGACGAUAGCUCCUCCUUUGAAGAACACCCGCCACCACUACCUUUCUCGCUGCUCCAAACAAGCCAUCAUCACGAGGAGUUAAUGCGGGAAGUGACGCAGCAAUGCAACACGGACAGGAGUAAUGUUGAAGACAUAUAUCCGUGCACACCACUGCAAGAAGGACUAUUCGCUCUCACAAUAAAGCAGCCUGGAGCGUACGUCUUCAAAUUCACGCUUGAACUCGCUCAACAAAUUGAUGUGGAUCGUUUUCACAACGCAUGGAACACUGUGGUGGAGGCAAACACCAUUCUCCGCACGAGAAUCGUAUGUGCCUCCAGCAUGGGAGGCAGUCUGGUGCAGGCCGUCAUGCGCAAGACUAGCUACCGAAGUACACCUCUCGCAGCUGACCAGUGCCCCGUUGGCCUAGGCGAGCCCUUGUUCUGCAUUCAAAUUUUGGCACCAGAUGAGGAAGCAAAUGGAUACCGCGCAGUCGUGACUAUUCAUCACGCUCUUUAUGAUGGUGUGUCUCUGGGGAUGAUUAUGACACAAGUAUCAGCGGCCUAUUGCAAUGGUGACAGUCCAGUCUCACAGCCAUAUAGUUGCUUCAUCCGACAUUGCCUCUCAUUACCGGCAGAAGAUCAGAUCAAAGAUUUCUGGGAUGCCGAGUUGGGAAACGCCACUUGUCCUUCAUUCAAGGCAGCUUCCAUUGAUUCCUACUUGUUGCAAACUCCUAAAUACACGGAACGUCGGAUUGCUAUUCCAUCCGAUGCACAUCUCAAGUCCCCCUUGUCAGCAGCUCUCAAACUUGCAUGGGGAAUAGUCCUGUCGAGAUUCACUGGAGAAGGUGACGUUGUAUUCGGCACCGUAGUCAGCGGCCGGAUGGCGAAUUUGAGAGGCAUUGAGAAGAUUUGUGGGCCGACAAUUGCGACUCUCCCGUUUCGCAUCCGUCACGUUCCCUCCAUGAUCAUCCAGGAGGCUCUGGAUGAAGUGCAGACACGCACCCUAGGAAUGAUUCCCUUUGAACAGACUGGGCUGCAGCGAAUCCGUCAACUCGGGUAUGCGGAUGCGUGUCGAUUUCAGAGCCUCUUGAUAAUACAAUUCUCCGAAGACGAGGAUGUUCCUGAUAGCCCCUUGUACAAAUUCAUUCAAGGACAGCCUACUAGGACCUUUCACACCUAUCCCCUGACGAUAACGUGCAUUCCCUCAGCUGAGUCGGUCCAUGUUCGCGCGACGUUCGAUUCGGGGGGUGAUCCCUAUGGUCUUGGUGGAUCGACUGCUGGACCAAUACUCUCGCGUUCUCAUGCACAUUCAUACCGUGGCGUGGGAACCCGUGUCUUCCAUCCCUUCACAGAGCAUAGAUGA